AUGAUCCAACCUGUAGUUCCUUUCCUCCUCUUUCUCUUUCUCUCCAUCAGCACUCUGGUUCAAUCGCAGGAGGCGGAUGACGAGGAGGAGAUUUUGCAGCCGCUACUCCUUCAUACUGUCUACUACGAAAAGGACGACUGUUCCAGCCCCGUGGGCCUCUCCACCUUUGUGCACGACGAAACCCUCUGGAUCAUUGGUGGCCAUGACAAUGUCACGCAACAGUGUAGUUUGGAGCUGACCUGCAUUAUCGAUGGCGACGGUCCCUUUUGCCAAAAUGAACUCACUGGAAAUGUGGAACAGUACGAAAUUCGAAACCAAGUGGCCAAGGAUGGCAGAGUCUUUCAGUGUGACCAAUCCAACGAAAAUGUAGGACAAGAUGACUGCCGUUUCCUCACGGACUGCUACAGUUCUUCUGUCUUUCCCAAUUGUCAUUUCCGAAUGAGAUCCAGUGGUGCUAUUGCCCAGGACCCCAGCUUGGUGCGCAAUGACAACGCGGAGGGCAUUGCUGGUUUGCAGCACACUGCCUACUUGAACCUGUACGAAGAUGCCGAAUGCAAGGAAAUGCUUGGAAUCGAUGGAUUGGUAGCGGGAGGUGCCAGGGUUCUGGCCCAUACGUCAGAAUCCAUGACUUGUCGGGAGGCAUCGAGUUGUCUGGCAGACUCCAAUGGAGCUACUUGUGAAUCGUUUGGUGGCGUCACGGACGAAACCACCACCUACAAUUUGAAACCUUCCAUGGGAAAGGCUAUGCUGUGCGAUGAUCUAGAGGACGAAUCCACUUGUGCACCUGUGGAGCCAACUUGCGUGCAAUCCACAAUCUUUCCAUCGUGCUACCAAAGAUUGGUGGCAUCCUCGGAACUCUUGAGCAAUCCAGAAGUAUACUUUACUACCACAAAGGAACCAAUGAAGUCCACUACAGAAACUGACACUCCCGAGAAUGAAGUGGAACCAGACGAAGAAGACGAAGAAGAAGAGCCACUCGCCAAUGGUGCCAGUGCUGCUUGGCUCAAAAUGGGAGGAGAUUUUGCUGGUUCCGUGCUUUUUGUCCUAUUCAGUGGAUAUUAUUUUGGAUGGUAA
Molecule: messenger RNA, 1074 nt
Organism: Seminavis robusta
Lineage: Eukaryota; Bacillariophyta; Bacillariophyceae; Naviculales; Naviculaceae
Source: the annotation of a GenBank genome assembly